This is a messenger RNA of Lachancea lanzarotensis, 1416 nucleotides long. Its product is annotated as LALA0S06e05270g1_1. The record is from RefSeq and is a predicted model, not a curated record. Bases 1 to 1416 code for a protein of 471 amino acids. The transcript has a single exon. Lineage: Eukaryota; Fungi; Ascomycota; Saccharomycetes; Saccharomycetales; Saccharomycetaceae.
AUGCCGUCCGAUACUAUUGGUGAGAAUGCGGUAUCGGAAGAGCAUGCACCACUUUACAAAUGGAGUAGUUGCUGCUCUCUUUUAAAUCCUCCCAAGAACCAGUCAAGAAGCCAAAUUCGGAAAAUUCACAUCUACGACUUCGACAACACACUAUUCAAGUCGCCGGCUCCUAAUCCAAACUUAUUGUCAUCAUUUUUGGCCAAUCUAUUAACAGAUCCUCAACGGCUCAGCAAUAGGGGUUGGUGGAGCGAGCCUCGCUUCCUGCUGGAGCUCAUCGACGAAUGGAUUGACGCACGAAAUAAAGAUGGGAAUGACGCCAAGAUGGACGCUAUUGAUGGCACAUAUUGGAACAAAGACAUCGUAGAUCUAACGCGGUUGUCCCAACAAAGUCCAGACACAUUAUCAAUACUGAUGACAGGGCGGAAAGAAAUAUAUUUUGCCGAUGUUUUGAGAAGAGUACUGGAAGAACCAGUGUUCGGAGGGAAAAGACUCCGUUUCCAUGGUAUUUUCCUGAAGAAAAGUGGGUUUGAAACCACAAUGCUGUAUAAGACUGCAUGUCUCACCGACCUACUAAUGCAUUACGAUAGCUGUCAAGAAAUAACAAUUUAUGACGACAGAGUUAGACAACUCCGCGGUUUUCGGCAGUUUCUAUCGGAGUUUGUGGAAGCCAUGCAGCCUACGUUGCAAUAUUCGCUUGUUCAUGUCCCUGGUCUGAUCAAAUACCUGCGGCCAUCAAACGAGCGAAAAAUCAUUUCAAAAAUUCUCAAGGAACAUAACGAUGCAGUGAGUGGGUUCAGUUUCCGGUCCCAGAGUCAUGGAACCCCUCGCAUUUUUUACAUGGGCAAGAUUUUUUUGAAGGAAAAACGCCUAGGUGCCGCAUACAUCUUAACGACCUCAUCGCGCCAAAAACUAGUGGCGUUCAUAGCUCAAAAGCUUACACCUGCCAUUGGCUUGGACGGCUUGCAUGUCUUGGGGAGAUACAUAUUGUGCACAGAGCACGGCACGAUCACCAAUCGCAAAACAGCAGCCAUGAUAUUAGCUGGUUCUUGCGAAGAGCCCUCCGAGGAAACAGUAGACACCUUUCUGCAUUCGAUGAAUGCCGGCAAGGAAAACUCGCGCAUUCUUUUCAGAGUCACGAAGAUUGGCAUGGCUCAAAAUGGUCAAUGUGUAUGCGACGUUAGACCCGAGGAUGACGCCAGAUAUGUCUAUACCGAGUUUCCAGCCCUCCGAGUUCCUCUAAUUGCUGCGGACAAUCUACACACCGAUGCCUUGCCUGAGUUGUUCAAUGACGAUCUUUAUAGCUGGACCGAUGUCAACAAUGAAAAACUCAUGAUCGAUGCAGAUUUUGGGUAUAGAUUUGUGCUAACCGCUGUCAUGGCCAAAAAAGCCAAGAAACCAAGGAAGGCACGUAUAUGA